Scomber scombrus (Atlantic mackerel) is the source of this 2926-nucleotide messenger RNA. RefSeq names its product heterochromatin protein 1, binding protein 3 (gene hp1bp3). NCBI's taxonomy places the organism in Eukaryota, Metazoa, Chordata, Actinopteri, Scombriformes, Scombridae. The transcript is spliced from 13 exons. Bases 104 to 1963 code for a protein of 619 amino acids. Gene Ontology annotation, molecular function: nucleosome binding; structural constituent of chromatin; DNA binding. The record is from RefSeq and is a predicted model, not a curated record. Gene Ontology annotation, biological process: nucleosome assembly; heterochromatin organization. Gene Ontology annotation, cellular component: chromosome; nucleus; nucleosome.
GGCGGGGCUCGUAAACAGAAAUCUAAAUAAAGGAUCGUGCAGAAAUUUACUCCAAAGUGUCCCACUCUUUCUCGAUAAGUGAAAGGUAAAUCUCCUCUGUGUAAUGCCGAUUCGCAGAGCAGCAGCAACUCCCACUCCGGAGAAGCUCCCCUCCUCUGCAGCAGAGAAAGAGCCUGAAGCCACCUCAGAGGAGUCGCCUUCUGCUGACGAGGAGCCGGCCGCAUCUUCAGCUGCGACGGCUGAGGGAGAGGAGGGCGAGGAGGAGGCGGCGGCCGAGACAGCGCCCACGGAGAAUGGAGAGAACGGAGAGAAGGCAGACGAAGGAGCCGCGGUGGAGAAAGAAGGAGAGGGAACAGAGAAGAAAGAUGACAAAUGCAAGGACUGCGCGGCUGGACAGUGCGCAACACACUGCUAUGUUCUCCUACUAAGGUUGAAGGAUGGCUACAAGUAUGAGAAAGCCAAAGGGAAGAAGGUUAAAAGGACUAUUCCUGCGUGGGCUAGCGUCACCGCGAGCAAAAAGCUUCCAGUUACCAACUUUGCAGGAACUCAGAACAAAGUGGAUAAUAUCCUCAUCGAAGCUAUAACGGCUUGUAAUGACAGAACUGGAGUUUCGUACCAGUCCGUCAUGAAAUAUAUUGUGAAAAACUACCCUGGAAUGGAGCUUGACAAGAAGAAGUUUCUCAUCAAGAAAGCAAUGAAGAAACAUUUGGAGAAAGGUACCAUCAAACAGUUGAAGGGUAAAGGCCUCUCAGGAACCUUCGCCAUCGGGAAUAAGUCCAACUGGUUAAAGAAAGCUGGUCAGAAGCAGGAGUCUCUGGGAGACGCUCUGCCUCUGAUCAUCACUCGGCUCUGUGAGCCCAAAGAGGCCUCCUACAACCUGAUCAAGAAAUACCUGGAGCAGCACUUCCCCAGUUUCAACAUCGAGAGCAGGCCGGAUGUCCUGAAGACGGCCCUGGUAAAGGCGGUAGAGAAAGGACAGCUGGAGCAAAUCACUGGGAAAGGAGCGAGAGGGACUUUCCAGCUGAAACGUUCCGGCAACCAGGUCCUGCUGAAAGGCAGCACGUUGGAGGACGCCAUCACAGCCGCCAUCACAGCCAUGAAUGAACCUAAAACCUGCAGCACUACUACAUUACGCAGAUACCUAGUAGACGCUAACAAGGAUAGAAAGGAGUACCAGUUAGUGGCCAACCUGAGGAGGACCCUGACAAAGUGUAAAGUACUCGGCUGGAUGGACCAGAUCACCGGUCACGGCUUCACAGGGACCUACCAGCUCUCGUUCCCCUUCUACCCAAGUCCCACCAUCCUGUAUCCCGACAAGUUCAAAGAGCCUCCGAAGACAAACCCCCCACCGAAGCGGAGGCAUACGGUUGAAUCUUCUGACGAGGAAGAAGAGUCUGAAGAAGAGGAAGAGUCCGAAGACGAAGCUCCUGCCCGCAAGAGGAAAUCUCAAAAGAGGCCUCCACCCAAAGCUCGCCGUCCUCCACCAACCAAGAAAUCUCGGAGCGUUAGUCAGUCAAAAGCCAGAGGCAGGGGACGAGCCCUCGCAAAGAAAUCUCCAGCUAAGAAAGCCCCGUCUUCGGCCAAGACAACGGGAAAGAAACAGCCGGCCUCCAAGAAGGAAUCCACGCCGCCGUCUAAAGCCACGCCCGUCAAGAGAGGAGCUCCUGCAAGAAAGCCCAAAACGCCAGCGGUGAAAAAGCUGAGUAGAGGCGCGUCCAAGCGAGCGGCGUCCCGAGGGUCGUCUCCGGAGGAGCCCGCGAGGGAGACGUCGAGGAGCGCGUCCAAGAGAUCAAAGCCUGAGGAGUUGUCCCCUGAGGAGCCCGCAUCUAAAAAAAAACAAGCGACCAAAGGUGGAUCCAGGCGGCCGGAGCCUGAAGAAUCCUCCUCCGACGAGCCUGCAGCCACAAGGGGGGGGAAGAAAAGCAAGCAGUCCACUCGCAAGUCCAAGAGAGGGAAAAAAUGAGCCCAGGAGCGUCUUCCAUAAACUGGGUCGCUCUGAAUAUGCAGCAAGUCUUGCCGCUUUGUUUCAGUGCCCCCCACUCUCUCUCUCUCUCUCUCUUUCUUUUUAUCAUUUUAUUCUCCCUUUUUAAUGGGGCAAGUAGUUUUUUUUUCUUGUUUUUUUUAUUUUUAUUUCUAUUGUAGAAAUAAGAAUGUUAUCCUACCAGUUAAGUUUACUGUACAUUUGAGAGUAUCUGAAUUAUCCUUUUCAAACACAAUGUGUAGAAAAAAAGCUCAGUUAGUGUUGCCGUUUAAAACAGAUCUGUGAAACCCAGAUCCAACAUACUGUAAUUUAGAGCCAUGUAGUAACUUCUGUUUUUAUAUCUCUUCCUCAUCCACUCUUUAGGUGUUGGCAGCACACAUUCCUAAUAUCAAAUGAAGUGAGAUAUCGGUGUUUUAUUUGGAGGUUUGAAAAGAAGAGACCUUUUUUAAGCUUAAAAAUGUGGGAUUUAAAAGUUUGAACUGAUACUAAUAUAAUUAAUAUUUUAUGAAACACAGAUUUUAAGGGUGUUGUCCUGUGUGUCCUGGGUAUAGGUUACCAUAUUUUUGCCAUUGCGGUUCUGCAUUAGAAACUGAAUUGUUCUCCACAUUUGUCUUUUUAUAUAAUCCAUUAAAGAAAAAAAAACUGCCCCGUGAAAAGAUUAGGUCUGCAGGUGACGGGUCGAGGACUCAACAGAGGAUAAAACACUAUGUUUAGUAUUCAUUCAAAAUACAGUCAAACUGUCUUCUGAUAUAUGUGUGUGUGUUUAACAAGCAUAUACAUACAUCACUUUUAUUGCUUCACAGCUGUAAUUCAGUACCAAACUCAGAAAUGUGUGUUGUGAAUAAGAAACAGGAGGAUAAAUAGCUCAUACAUACCCUGCAUGCAUGUAUUCCUUGUGUUGUUAAGCUUUUUUUCCAAGUCAUUAAUAAAAUGGCUAUAUUUGUA